UCGAGAAUUUUGUGUCGUAAAAGUGUAGUUUUUUAAAUAAACAACUUUUAUAAAUAAGAAUAAUAUUAAAUUAAUGCUCAUACAUGAAUACUUCAUAAAAUCAUUACAAUAUAACUACAAUAUGAUCCAGAUCUCUUCAUAUCAUUGUUCUUACAUCACAAAUUACUAAGGUAAUGGAUCCAGUUUUGGAUGGGGAAUGGUUAGGAUUCAAAAAUGACUCAAUUGAAGAAACUCCCAGUCUCGGCAAUGUUGCCCGAAGCUGGCAGUGGAGAGAACGAGGCAUCAAUCCAACAAAUUCAUCUUCUAACAAAACAGUACUUGAGAAUGUUGCUGAAGAUAUCCUAGUGCAGAAGCCAUUAAAAAUAAGAUGUUGCGAUUUGCCAGGAUAUCCAAGGUCAACAUUUCUCAUGGUUUUCAGUCCAGAUGGCACCAAAGUAGCAUCCACACACGGAAAUCACAAUGUGUAUGUGUCAGAACUUGCCAGUGGUAAACAUGUAAGGAUUUUAAAAGGACAUCCCCGUACACCAUGGUGUAUUGCAUUUCAUCCCACUCACACGCAACUCAUUGGUUCAGGUUGUCUGGGGGGCCAAGUCAGAGUAUGGGAUAUUUCUAGUGGUGGCAGUGAGGUAUGGAAUGUAUCUAAAGAAACAGUAAUAGCGUCAAUAGCAUUCCACCCACGGGAACAAUUGUUGGUAAUUGCUACAUACAAUGAGCUUUACUUUUGGGAUUGGAGCCAACCUGCACCUUUUACUAAAGUUUCAACUAAUAAUAUAAAUGAAAAAGUCAGAUAUGUGGCAUUUGAUUCCUUGGGUUACAAACUUAUAACGGGAAUAUCGUUACGACCUACAGCUGGAGGGAUUAGUAAUAGUGUUCUUCAACCGAAUCCAAAUGUCAAUCCAACAAACAAUACAAGCAACACAAGAAGGGAGGAAUCAGACACUCCAGAAACCAAUAGAACGCAAGAUAAUUCUCGAUCUGCCCAAGAUAUUAUUGUCAAUUCUUAUCAAAACUUGGUUCAAAGAUAUGACAGCCUAGUGAGGAACUACCAGCGUCUCUUUAUGGUUCGCCACAGGCUGACAGCUACUCCGCCUCCUCCUAGUACGACGGAUCGCGGCACAGAUCCGAUGGAAACCGACCCAUCGCCUGAAGCUAACAGCAACACUCGUGUGGCGCGCUCCUACACAUCCGCACCGCAAUUUGACAAUGAAAAUCCUGCCACGGGGACAUCCAGCCAUAGGCAAGAAACUGACAAUGCAGAAGGCGAAGGGAGUAGUGGUCGCCUGCUAAAUCUUGACGCUUUAUCUUUAAAUAGUGGCCUUCCCAGAGAUCGAAAUUCAACACGUCAGGAUCAUUCCAUAUUUGGUUCAAGACCUUCCGCAUUCCAUCCACUUAAUGACACUUCUGGUAGAUCCUUUCGAACAGUAGAUCAGAACGAACGGGCAUCUAGACUUUUGCCUAACCCAUUUUCCUCGACAAAUGGAACACCAAGACCGACCAGAAUUUCGUUUACAAGCCUGGUCGCCCAACAGAAUUCCGAUAAUGCCGCAAAUUCCUCACGCACUAGUGUUUUUCCAGCUUAUAGGUCGGAUUCCCCUUCGCUCUUAGACUUAUCGCCUCGCAGAUGGGGUGGCGCCAGGCGAAUAUAUAUUUCCAUACCGAACGAAAACUCUUCAAGUACUACAAAUACAUUACCGACCCGAACUUCUCGACAAAGCACACCUCAAACUUCGGUGACUAAUGCAACUCAGACCACUUCUUCUACCACGUCCCAAUCACCGUCGUCUACACCUGCAGACGCUCACACUAUCAAUGAGAGCCUAGAUUUGAUUCGUGAUAUUCUUAGAGAUUCCGGAACGAGACUAUUGAAUUUAAUUACAAAUAUGUCUCUAUCAACUCUCCAACAUGUUAGUUCAGGAGGAGAGAUUCCUCUUCGAUUUAGUGAAACAUCUGCUGGAGUUAGAGCACAAUCUGGUGAUAAUGAUAGUGGUGACCGUCCAAGAGCGUCGUCGCGUCCUGGUGUACGUUUAUUUAAUUCAAAUUUGCGUCCCUGUAUUUUAUCAUCUAGUUCAGAAUCUGAUAGUGAUCAGUCACCCGAAGUCAAUAUUUUUAGAACUCGAAAUUCUACAUUUAGGGAAGAUGACGCGAGAGAUCCUGAUCGAUCCAGUGGUGCUGGGCCAUCAAACUCUUCCGAACAAGAGCCACAUCCUACGGAUAGAUUAGAUUUUGAACUGGGAGAAUUUCGUCUGCAAAAUCCUGACAGCGAAACCGGUGGUAUUAAUGUAUCAGCUAAUAGCAGUAAUUUUCGCGUGCGUACUCAGAGUAAUGCUGCAGGAGAAGGACCUAGCACGUCUAACGCUGAUAACCAAGAUGUUCCCGAAACCUCGGAGCAGAACAAUCCUAGUGACAUCAAUUCUAAUCUGCCAUCGACAAGUGGAGACAAUUUCUGGGGAUCUGGUCGAAUCCCACCGGCAGAAGCCUAUAGAAAAGUUCGUGGUGGCGUAAAUGCCAUGCAAAAGCAUUGUACGCAACUCACCAAUAUGUGGAUUCGUGGUAAUCGUGCAACAAUGCCCGAGCUACGCAAUAUGUGGGAAAAUCUACGUAGGCGAAUUUUAGUUUUACACAGAGAAACUGGUCGUCAAGAUUUGCCCAGUCACUAUACAAGGUCACUUUUGGAUAGAUGUAUGAUGUUAACUGAAGUGGCAGACAACAUUUCUCGAACGCCCAGCAGAAAUUCGAGAACUCAAAGUAGCAAUCAGGGAGAAAGUACAAUAAAUUCUGAAUCAACCAACACUGAAAAUGUUUCAACUGAUGAGCCUGAACAGGGUACAUCUAGGGAAAACCCCAGUAGUAACAGACAACCAUUAGCGAGCAAAUCGCCUCUAACAAAAUCAUCUAGCUUUAACUGGUCACCAUCGCUCAGGAGGCGAUUACAAUCUAGCUAUCGAUGGAGACCAGAAACCGAGAUUAGGCGACGAUCACGUAAUCCUGCUUCGACUCGUUUACCUCAGAGGAAUACAAAUAGACCUAGAAGAGAUUUUGCCAGAGCAAUGGAGAUUAGUGCAACAAGACACGAUAUUCGUAUGCGAGCUAUGCAAGUAUUAUCCAUUAUGUUUAAUAUGAUGAUGAUGUGUUUAGAGGAGCGAGGACUUAGUCAGCUGAUAAUACAGAUGUUACGGUCUUUGAAGAAGGCAUUGGCAAUAACUUGCUUAUUGUUAAUGACAAAUAGAAAUAACGGCCGAGCUAGUAACAAUACAUCGCCUCAGCGUGUUGAUUCGUUGAAUGUUAUUCGUUUAGAAAACGUUGAUCAUACUGGCCCUGUCAACGUAGAUGGACCAGAUGAACCAGCUCAUAACCCGAAUCCUAAUGAGUUAGAAAAAGAUCGUUUACAGAGUAGUGCUAGUAAACGUAUAAAGCGAGAUAACUCUACGAGUGCACAAGCAAUAUCUGAGAACAACUCACAACAAACCUCAGCUCCAUUAGCUUCAACUUCUUCUCAAAGUAAUAUUUCACAACAAUGGAGUAAUCGUCUAGCAAUACAAAUUUCAGCGGCAAAUAGAAAUAAUUCGUCAACAGCCAGAAACAGACGGGAUUUAUAUAUGGAAAGUAGGCGACUAAAAGCGUUACAUAAGACAAAUCCAAUAGCCCACCCGUUGAUUAAAAAAAGAGUUUUCCCUCCUGUAUCCUCUCAUAAGAUUCCUUCCUUACGAUUGCUACCUAAUAGGGCUAACAGACGACCCUUAAGAGCUGCUAGGACAGAAUCACAAAGUGCACAACCUGUCGCUGGCCCCUCUGGUAUUCUAUCCGGUGAUGCUAGACCCUCAAGGCUACCUCCUGAAAUGAUGAACGAGUUUGAGCACAGAAUCAACUUAAUAAGAUUGGCUCAUAUGCAAGCUGUGAGACUACGUAACGCUGCAAGAAGCAGGUUCAGGCGAAUGCAAACAAUUAGACUAUACACGCCUUCGUCUGUUAGAGAGAUGUUUAACUUUCCGCCUACUAACGAAAGGCCUCCCGAGAACCGUUCAACGUUGCAAGACCAAGAUUCACCUAAUCGCCGCUCUUUUAGUUCUUCAUUCGACUACAGGCCGCUUUUACUUACACGAGAACGGAUUUUAUCAAGAGGUGCAACGAGCCGGCCGACAGAAGAAUCGCGACUCGAACAGUAUCAGGCUGCGAUUGAGGACGCAGCGGCUGCGGCCGUUCCCCUAUUACAAGUGGGCGAUCUGAGUAUCAGCAACCCCAGCACGCAAAGAAACCCACCUCAAAGACUGCCAAGAAUUCACGAAUAUCUACAACCAAUAAUUCUCGCCCAAAACGCUAUGGUGAUCGACGAAGAUGGCAACGGCGAUGCUGGUGCUGGUGCUGGGAAUGGGGCUGCUGUGGGUGGAGGAGGGGGGGGUGCGGCCGGAGGAUUGGGAGGUAUGCGUCGCAUGGGCGGCAUGGCAGGACUGCUAGACGCUAGCAUCAUAUCAGAAGCGUUGCCGGCGCCGUCCCACCGCGUGCAAGCAUGGGACUUCACGACGGGCAACACACCAGAUAUUGCCGACAGUUCAAAAAAUGUGGUCGUUCAGCGGUGCAGAAUACACAACGAUGCAAGUAUUGAUAUAUCAAAGGACGGAAGACUAUUAGUUGCUCUGCACCCAGUACCUCGUCUAAGGAAUACUAACCAUUGGUUAGGUGUUUACUCUUUGGAGUGGUCGAGACUUGGCCAGUGCUUACACACGGCAGCACUGGAACAGAGCGCGGUGUCGGUUGCAUUAUCGCCCACUGCACGCCACCUGGCCGUUGGUCUUGGAUCGCGUCGAUUCACUCUUGCGCCUCACGGGAGGAGCAGUGUUUUCGCCCUUCUCUACCGCCUUGACCCGUUAGAAAGCACAAGCCGAACUGGAUUGUCGCCCAUCAAGGAAUUGGAGCAAACUUGGGAGAAUGGCUUCACCAGCCUCAACUGUCUGCGGUGGGCACCACAACCAGGGCAAGGGCUUGUCUACGCAAACAAUACUGGACAACUCAUUAUAAUGAGCUAAGUCAAUUCCUGGAGUGUCGACACGCACAGUCUGAAUUAGAACUGGUGCCGAAGUCUGCUAUUAUAAUUAAAUAAUAAAUAUAAUAAGACCAAUACACACAUUGCCAU
Messenger RNA from Pararge aegeria (speckled wood butterfly), 5128 nucleotides. RefSeq lists its product as uncharacterized. NCBI's taxonomy places the organism in Eukaryota, Metazoa, Arthropoda, Insecta, Lepidoptera, Nymphalidae. The coding region runs from base 174 to 5021 and encodes 1615 amino acids. Gene Ontology annotation, molecular function: protein binding. Gene Ontology annotation, cellular component: intracellular membrane-bounded organelle. The transcript is spliced from 14 exons. Gene Ontology annotation, biological process: autophagy. The record is from RefSeq and is a predicted model, not a curated record.